AUGGCAUCAAACAACACAACGCCGCCGGCGCUCUAUAUUCCCAACACGCCCGACACAAAACAAGGUUGGAACUUUCUCUACGCCAACAUUCCUCUCCUGAUCUUCAGCGCCAUCGUCGUCGCUUUUCGAGUCUGGUGGCGCUGUAUCAAGCACAAUGCCGGAACGCUCAAUCGCGCAGACAUUUGCGUCGUCGUCGGCCUCGUCUUUAACAUUAUUCAAGUAGCAUGCGUUUCAACCGCAAUUGUUCAAUGGGGCUUCGGUCAUCACGCGCCUUACCUGACACCCGAGCAGCGCUACAAUUCGCUGCUCUACUUCUUCAUCUUCCAGUGCUUCGUAAAAAAUACCGUCGGAAUCUCGAAACUGUCAUUCCUCUUUCUGUAUCUCGACAUCUUUCCGCAGCAAAAGUUCCGAGUCAUUUGCUGGGGCUUGAUUAUACACAUCAGUCUUGGAUUAGUGGCGCUCAACAUCACGACUAUUCUACAAUGCCACCCCGUUUCCUUUUCCUGGGACAAAACUCUGCACGGGCAAUGUAUCAAUAUCAAAGCAUUUUGGUAUGCUCAAUCGGGCUGGAACACGUUCAUGGACGUCAUUGUCUUGAUUCUCCCUGUUCCGCUCGUCCUUAAGCUACAGAUGAACCGCCGCGCCAAGUUGGGCCUCUUGGUGGUCUUUGUUCUCGGAGCAUUCGUUUGCAUCACGAGUAUCGAACGCAUGAUUAGUCUCAACUUCAACGCCACAUUUGCCAAGGACUUUACCUGGGCCACUGGCACUUCCGUCAUCUGGACCCAAGUCGAAUCGACUGUCGGUGUUAUCUGCGCUUGUGCGCCAUCUCUGCGCCAGCCGCUCGCCAACCUGAUUCCCAAACUGUUUGGCUCCGCCAGCGACGACUCGUAUCAGCUGAGCGACACGCCGCACCACCUUGGUCCUCGUUCGGGUACAUUUGGCAACUCCAAAGGCUCCAAGAAACGCGGCGGAGAUCUCGACACCCAGCUAACCACGCUGGUUGAUCCUCUCGAGACAAACUACAGGAGCGAGGGUAGCACGGAGGAGUUCGUGGGCAUCAAGAGAACCAUGAGCGUCGACGUCUCCUACGUAGCGCGCGAAGGGGAGUCGAAUCCGGACGGCACAACGACAUAUCCAAAGCACCAGUUCGAGCGCCACAUGGUUUGA
Akanthomyces muscarius is the source of this 1167-nucleotide messenger RNA. RefSeq lists its product as uncharacterized. Bases 1 to 1167 code for a protein of 388 amino acids. The record is from RefSeq and is a predicted model, not a curated record. The transcript has 4 exons. Lineage: Eukaryota; Fungi; Ascomycota; Sordariomycetes; Hypocreales; Cordycipitaceae.